Messenger RNA from Aspergillus bombycis, 1437 nucleotides. RefSeq names its product putative carboxypeptidase S1 (gene cp6). Gene Ontology annotation, cellular component: fungal-type vacuole. Gene Ontology annotation, molecular function: serine-type carboxypeptidase activity. The transcript is spliced from 5 exons. Gene Ontology annotation, biological process: proteolysis. The record is from RefSeq and is a predicted model, not a curated record. Bases 1 to 1437 code for a protein of 478 amino acids. Lineage: Eukaryota; Fungi; Ascomycota; Eurotiomycetes; Eurotiales; Aspergillaceae.
AUGUGGUUCUCAAGCACCGCGUGGUUGCUGCCAUUGGCACUUGCAGGAAGCGUUCAGGCGUUGCCGAAAGGUGCUAAGAUUGGCACAACAGCGUCGCACGUCAGGAAAGGCGGAGUGACUUACAACGUCUUUGAACAUGCUCCCACUGGCGCCAGGUUGGAAUAUGUCAACAACUCUGGUAUUUGUGAGACCACCAAAGGCGUGAAUCAGUACAGCGGCUACUUAAGUGUCGGAGAGAAUCAGAAUAUGUUCUUUUGGUUCUUCGAGAGCCGUAACAACCCGCAAAAUGCACCUCUCUCUGCCUGGUUCAACGGUGGCCCCGGCUGCUCUUCCAUGAUCGGAUUGUUCCAGGAAAAUGGACCCUGCCACUUCGUCAACGGCGAGGAGACUCCAUCUUUGAAUGAACAUAGCUGGAACAACUUUGCCAAUAUGCUCUACAUUGACCAGCCUAUCGGGGUAGGCUUUUCGUAUGGAGACAACCCCGUUAAUAGCACGUGGACUGCUGCUCCAUACGUUUGGAAGUUCCUCCAGGCCUUCUAUGAGCAUUUUCCACAGUACGAAAGCCGCGACUUUGGCAUUUUCACCGAGUCAUAUGGCGGUCACUAUGGCCCUGGCUUCGCUUCCUAUAUUCUGGAUCAGAAUAAGGCUAUCGAAUCGGGCAGUCAACAAGGAGAAAAAGUCAACUUGGUUGCUCUGGGAAUAAACAAUGGCAUGUUCGACUCAACACUCCAAGAGAAGGCUUACAUCACGUUUGCAUACAACAACACCUACAGACAACUCAUUGAUGAGUCGUUGAAAGACAAGCUUCUGGAGGCUUACGAGUCUGAAUGCCGUCCAGCGGUUCAGAAAUGCCAGCAAACUCAAACCGACGAGGACUGCCAGAACGCUGGCUCGGUGUGCGGAGAGACAGUCGAGGGUCCCAUCAUGCAAGCCGGUGGUGACUUUAAUGUCUAUGAUAUACGAGAGCCAUCCGACGAUCCCAACCCGCCAUCGACAUACUCCACGUACAUCACAAGGCCCGACGUAGUGAAGGCAAUCGGUGCGAGGUCGGAUUACCAGGAAUGCGCGAAUGCGCCCGGCCGGAAAUUCGGUGCUACCGGAGACGAAUACCGUUCAACCCUCCCAGACUUGUCUGAGGUCAUCAAGGCAGGAGUCAACGUUCUUGUCUGGGCAGGCACGGCAGACUAUAUCUGCAACGUCGAUGGAAGCAUUGCUGUGGCAAACGCAGUUGAUUUCCCCGGACACGACGAAUUCCAGGGCAAGGCCCUUGAGGCCUACAAGGUCAACGGAAAGGAAACUGGACAGUUCAAGUCUGUCGACAACUUCCAUCUCCUGACGGUAGCCGAUGCGGGGCACGAAGUUCCCUACUACCAGCCGGAAACCGCCCUUCAGGCCUUUACCCAGAUCCUGCAGAAGAAGCCGCUUGCCUCCACAUAA